Prorocentrum cordatum is the source of this 2830-nucleotide messenger RNA. NCBI's taxonomy places the organism in Eukaryota, Dinophyceae, Prorocentrales, Prorocentraceae. The record is from the annotation of a GenBank genome assembly.
AGCCGUUUUGGCCCGAUCUACGUGCGGGCUGCGCGCGCCUCUCCUCCUCGACGAGGAGCCCGGGUGCCAUGGGGCGCAGCCGCAGUGCCAGCAGAGGCCGGGGCAGGGACGACGACCGCAGCCGCAGCAGGCAGCGCAGCCGCAGCAGGAGCCGCAGCGAGGAUCGGGGCGGUCGAAACAAGAAGCCUGACGACUAUGGCGUGGAGUCGAUCAAGAUCACGGACGACGACGCCGCCUUCAUCCUGGGCAAGGGCGGCAAGACGAAGGAGAAGAUCGCCCGCGUGGCGGACUGCGAGAUCGAGCUCUUCGAGCGCGACCUCAUACUGGAGUUCCGCGGGUCGAAGAUGCAGCGAAGGAGGGGCAAGAAGUACGCAGAGGGAGUCAUGGCGCAGCGCACCGGACCAGUCACGAUCACCGAUGAUUACGACGACGGCGACCUGACCAUGCUGUUGGUGCCCCAGGAGGCCGUUGGGUUUGUGACUGGUCGCGCUGGCAACUUCCUCCGUACCAUCGAGGAAGAGUGGUGCGUGCUGAUGUUUUUCUGCGAGGUCGGCAAGGGAAGCCGGGGCAAGGACUACGAGAAGCUGGCCAUCUUCGGACAGGUCGACGGGCGCCGUGGUGCGGAGCUCAAGGUCCUCAGCGCUGUGGAGACCAAGGUGCCAGGCAAUUUUGACAGGAUCCGCGACGAGGUAUUGAAGCGGGACAUCGGCAAGGACGAGACGGGCACGUGGGGCACAGACACCAUGACGUUCCAGGACGACGAGCUCUCGUACGCCCUGGGGAAGCAGGGCGGCACCCGCAAGAAGCUCGCGAGGUCGUCUGGGGCAAUCGUGCAGUACGUCGGCCACACGGCCCUGUUCUCCGGCGCCAAGAAGGAGAGGCGCAAGGGGAAGGAGUACAUUAAGUGGCUCUUCCUGCAGCUCGAGGGCCCCGUGUACGUGGACAAUUGGGAGGACCGCGACGACUGCACGGUCCUCGAUAUCCCCAGCGAUUGCAUCGGCUACAUCACGGGUGCUCGCCGCGCCACGCUCGGCUCCCUGGAGGAGGAGUGGGGCGUGCUGAUGUUCUUCAUGAGCAAGAACGGGGACAAGGGCAGCGGCAAGCGAGGCGGCGGCUCCGAGAUGCUCAUCAUCUGCGGCCCAGAGCGCGGUCGCCGAGGGGCCGAGCUGAAGGUGAUGAGCGGCAUCGAGAACAAGAACCCCGGGCACUUCACCAGGGGCAUCCGGGAAAAGACCUCGGACCGUCGUGGCUUCGACACGGACCGCUUCGUCUUCAAGGACGACGAGCUCAGCUACUCCCUCGGCAAGCAGGGUUCCACGCGCAAGAAGCUCGAGAGGGCGUCCGGCGCGAUCCUGGAGUAUGUCGGGCACGUGGCCUUCGUCGCGGGGGACAUGAAGCAGCGCAAGCGCUGCAAGGAAUUCAUCAACUGGCUCCUGGCGCAGCGGAAGGGCAGCGUCUGCAUCCGCGACGUGUCUGAGCGCGAGGACGCCACCGAGAUCCACAUCCCCGAAAACUGCAAGGGCUGGGUCACCGGCAACCGCGGCAGCGAGCUCCGGCGGAUGGAGGAGGAGACCCAGACAUACAUGUUCAUGGCGGUGGACGAGCGCGGCGACGAAAGGCUCACCGACCCGGGGUCAAAGCGCUGUCUUGACAGAGUGACAGGGCGGGGGUCCUGAGGCAUUUUGGCGACCCCCGCGCCCUUCCUGCGUGCAGACAGCGCCCUGCGUCUCACCUCCUCCCGCUGUCCCCUCCCUCCUCCCUCUCGUCCCUCCUCCCAUCCCUUUGAUACUUCGCUCUUUCCUUCUGCCCUCAUCCUCGUUCUCCGUUUCACUCGCGCGAGUGACGAUUAGUCACCAAGAGGGCGAGUUCGAUCAGAGAUGGACGCCCCAGUCGGGGGUGAUUUUUUUGGACUGCAUCAGCUUUCGAUGCUUGUCUAUCCAGAGACUCGGCCGCCCCACCCGAAGGUUCUCGCCCAGCUUUGCUCAUGAUUCUCGUCCUCUUCUCCGUUCCUUGUCAUUUCAAGUUGUAUCUACGCGCCCCGAGCGUUGCUUAUGCUGGUGCCAAGUGGGCCAGGGAGGGGCACUGUAGGGCCGCCCGCCAUGCGGUUUCAAACUCGAGCGCCUUGAUUUGUUCUACUCUGUGCGUCUGAAGGGCGGCUUUUGUGCUGCUGGUUCUCACGCUGCUGGUUCUCAGGCUUGUGGGUCGUCGCCGGGCGAAUGCCGCGCGCGGGGGUCCUGGCUCGUUUGGCGCAGGCUGCCGUAUGGGACAUCACGAGGGUCGCACCUGCUGCGUCUGACUGCGGCACCUGGCGGGGCGCGAAUCUGCGUCCAAGGCUCUGUGGGCGGCUCCCAGCCUCGUCAUUCCCCGAGCAGCGCGCGAGUGCUGCAAGGGCUUUGGGCCCUCAGAAGAGUUGCGACCUUGGGAUCAAUUGUUAUGUUUAUGCCACUGUUUGUUCGCCUACAGAAUGCGGGGAAGGUUUCUUUGUCGUGUCGUGCCGGCCACGUGUCUCAUUGUGCAGCGUUGGUGUCUGCGUCCGUUUGCCAGUGUAAGGUUCUUCCGCUGGAGCGAACCAGUCCUGCGCCGGAUAUGCGUCGGCAGUAUGUCCAAGUCCAAGAUUGUGUGGGCGAAAGACCCAUCCAUCUUGGGCAGGCCAGCUGGCGGCUGGCUGAACAGCCGGCGUUUUUUUUCUCUCUCAUCCUCGUUCUCCGCUUCGUUCCUCUUCGCCCAAGCAACUCGAUGUGCCGGAUGGGUUAAGGGAAUGCAGCUUGCAGCCGCCGUAAAACGGGUUCAAGCUAGGAGGAAGUUUCAGAUGCUAUCGAAGACGCCUACG